UGAAAAAGCGAGGGAGAAGGUGAAAUCACAGCAGCACAGAGGAGAGACCAAACAAGAAGGAGAGGAAGGAUGACUGGAGGAGAGCGUGCUGAUCAGUGAGGUCUCCAGAGAGGGAAAGGAGAGAGGAGAGGAAGGAGAUGAACAGGGAGAGGGGGGUGAGCAACCAGCACAGAGAAUAUCCAUCAGCUCAGGCAGCCAUGCUCUGAGCCCUGGAGCAGCAGGGCUACGCAGACAUUGCACAAGUCCAGCAUCAGGCCUAGCUCAGCCCUCCGUCCCAGCCACAAACACAGAGGCAGGGACAAAAGAAGAUACCCCACACAUCAGCUGUGCAUGAGAGCCAUGAGGACGGCCAGGAAGGGCAGCGUGGAGAUGCCUGCGUUCGUGCGGCAGCUGGUGAAAGAAACGGAGAAGAGGGUCAGCUAUUUCUUCAAGGGGAGCCGUGGGGGAGCAGCAGAGGGAGAGCAGCCAGGGGAGGGGGAGAAGGAGGAGGUCAUCCCCAGCCCCUAUCUGGACCGGCCAGUUCUGGACAAGUUGACAGAGGAGGGCUGCGCUCGCUGGGGCCUCACAUACGCCCUGGGAAGCAUGCAGGGCUGGAGGGCCAACAUGGAGGACUUCCACAACUGUGUGCCACAGCUGGGUGGAGAGCUGGCUGACUGGAGCUUCUAUUCUGUGUUCGACGGUCAUGCAGGCAGCACGGUGGCUCAGCACUGCUCCCAGCACCUUCUGGGUCAAAUCCUAGCCACAGGUGGAAUAGGACCAGAGGACGAUCCCGAAAAGGUGAAAGGUGCCAUCAUUGAGGGCUUCCUGCAAACAGACAAGCACUUGCACUCCGUGGCACGCCGAGAAGGCUGGGAGAGAGGUGGCACCACUGUGGUGGCCACUCUCAUCUCACCGUAUUACAUCUACUUCGCCAACUGUGGUGAUUCAAGGGCCAUGCUGUGCCGGUCUGGCCAGGUUUGCUUCUCCACUGAGGACCACAAACCUUACAGCCCUCUGGAGAAAGAGCGCAUUGAGAGCGCAGGCGGCUCCGUGUCCCUCCAGCGGAUCAACGGUUCCCUGGCAGUCUCCCGUGCUCUGGGGGACUUCAGCUACAAGGGGGCAGAGAACCGGACGCCCAGCCAGCAGAUGGUGUCACCAGAGCCAGAGGUGUGUGUGGUGGAGCGCUCACCGGCAGAUGAGUUCCUGGUGCUCGCCUGCGACGGGGUGUGGGACAUCAUCAGCAACGAGGAGCUGUGCGCCUUCAUCCACAACCGGCUGCGUGUGUGCACUGACCUGAGGGACGUCUGCACUCAAGUCAUUGACCUCUGUCUCUAUAAGGGAAGCUUGGACAACAUCAGUAUCAUCCUACUGUGCUUCCCUGGAGCCCCCCAACUGUCAGCAGAGGCAUUACACCAGGAGGCCGAGCUGGAGGACCUGCUGGAGUCCAAAGUGGCAGAAAUUUACGAUGAGCUGUGUGCCAGAGGGGAGGAACCGGACCUGUUGUCUGUCCUCACAGUCCUCGCAUCCACUGUCAUCCCUGGUUUACCACCAGGUGGAGGCAUACAGAGCAAAAGGAACUGCAUUAUUUCUGCCUACUAUCAACAAAGAGAGACACACAAGCCCACAGUACCAAAUGGCCUGGGAGGCUCCUGAGAAACCCUACUGGAUUUUGUCUCAGAGGAUCCAUGGAGGGGACUGUAAUUAAUGUCGAUAUUAAAAUUGUUAAAUUAAAAAAAUUUCUUCAUGUGUGCAAUUUGACAAAAAGGGAAGAUGCUGAACAAAAGGGUGUUUGUUUACAUCAUGCUAACAAGUAGCAUCUUGUCAGAACAAAUACAAUGCAAAAAUAGAUCUAAGAAAGCCUGAUACAUUUAUAUUUAUACAAGAAGGACAUUUUGUAAAACUUACUCAGAGACACUGACCCAGCAACAAACUUCUGCCUCAUAUUCAGUGAACAGACAGUACAGAUGCUAAUUUCAAAUGACGGCCUGUAAAACUGAAUAAUAACCAACUGUGAAACUGUCCAUUUUCAUUGGAUAAAAUAAGAAGUGUUAGAAAAUGUAGGGUUGUAUUUUAAAAAGGAUGUUUCAAGAAUAGAGAAAAUCUAAGAAUAAUUUAAAGAAUUUCAGUUUGCCUUUCAGCGACAAUAAAGAUUUUUUUUUUUUAAAUAUUGUCAGUGUUAGCCGAAAGAAAAAGAAAAUAAAAAAGCUGGCAUGCAGCUAACAUAUAUCCAUUUGUUAGAGGAACAGGAAAUGCUAACAUUUGGGCAGCUGAUAGGAGAGCACAAGUCGAUCUAUUUCCCUCAUAGUUGGAAGUGACAGACAAAUAAACACUGAUUGAGUAUUUUAUUCUGCUACUGGAGUCUCAACACACCCGUUAAGAAAAAAUACAUUUCACAGAUGAGCUAAAAUCUUUUUUGAAGAGGUGUUUUCUUUUACAUUUUUGUUGUUGUUGUUGUUGUUUUAAACAUUUAGAAUAAGAUCCACUUGGCUGGAGCGUUGUUUGGUAAAUUAGUUAUAUUUAUUAAAAUAAAAGUUAGGUUAUUAAUAAAAGAGCAUGUCGAGGUUUGAUUGUGACCAAAAAUGGAAUAAAAGUAUCCAAAUACCCUAAGAUCUGUAUUUACUAACCAGUCAAAAUUUAAUUUAAACAAAUAAGUUCUACCUGUACAACUUUUGUGCAAUAAUGUUUAUAUGUUAACUGAACACAUUCUUCAAUACCGUGUGUGUGAAAUGUAUUUUUUCCAUAAGUUCAUAUGUACUGUGCUGCCUUAUUCAUCUUUUAUAUAGUUGAUAAAACAAACAGCAUAAGAAUGGGUUGGUUUCAAGAUGGGUCAUUUUAUCUGCAUCGUACUGCAUUAUUUAUAUUAUU
Molecule: messenger RNA, 2844 nt
Organism: Toxotes jaculatrix (banded archerfish)
Lineage: Eukaryota; Metazoa; Chordata; Actinopteri; Toxotidae
Gene: ppm1nb
Product: protein phosphatase, Mg2+/Mn2+ dependent, 1Nb (putative)
Exons: 6
Coding region: 331-1632 (433 amino acids)
Biological process (GO): protein dephosphorylation
Molecular function (GO): protein serine/threonine phosphatase activity; manganese ion binding; magnesium ion binding
Source: RefSeq, a predicted model, not a curated record